AUGACAAACACAUCAUCCUCUGACUUCACCCUCCUGGGGCUUCUGGUGAACAGUGAGGCUGCCGGGAUUGUAUUUACAGUGAUCCUUGCUGUUUUCGUGGGGGCUGUAACUGCAAAUUUGGUCAUGAUAUUCUUGAUUCAGGUGGACUCUCACCUCCACACCCCCAUGUACUUUCUGCUCAGUCAGCUGUCCAUCAUGGACACCCUUUUCAUCUGUACCACUGUCCCAAAGCUCCUGGCAGACAUGGUUUCUAAAGAGAAGACCAUUUCCUUUGUGGCCUGUGGCAUCCAGAUCUUCCUCUACCUGACCAUGAUUGAUUCUGAGUUCUUCCUCCUGGGCCUCAUGGCCUAUGACCGCUACGUGGCUGGCUGUAACCCUCUGAGAUACCCAGUCCUGAUGAACCGCAAGAAGUGUCUUUUGCUGGCUGCUGGUGCCUGGUUUGGGGGCUCCCUCGAUGGCUUUCUGCUCACUCCCAUCACCAUGAAUAUCCCUUACUGUGGCUCCCGAAGUAUCAACCAUUUUUUCUGUGAGAUCCCAGCAGUUCUGAAACUGGCCUGUGCAGACACGUCUUUGUAUGAAACUCUGAUGUACACCUGCUGUGUCCUCAUGUUGCUCAUCCCCAUCUCUCUCAUCUCCGCUUCCUACUCCCUCAUCUUGUUAACCGUCCACCACAUGCGCUCUGCUGAAGGUCGCAAAAAGGCCUUCACCACUUGUUCCUCCCACUUGACUGUAGUUAGCAUCUUCUAUGGGGCUGCCUUCUACACAUACGUGCUGCCCCAGUCCUUCCACACCCCCGAGCAGGACAAAGUAGUGUCAGCCUUCUAUACCAUUGUCACGCCCAUGCUUAAUCCUCUCAUCUACAGCCUCAGAAACAAGGACGUCAUAGGGGCAUUUAAAAAGGUAUUUGCAUGUUGCUCAUCUGCUCGGAAAGUAGCAACAAGUGAUGCUUAG
Gorilla gorilla gorilla (western lowland gorilla) is the source of this 951-nucleotide messenger RNA. Its product is annotated as olfactory receptor 2T11. Gene Ontology annotation, biological process: G protein-coupled receptor signaling pathway. Lineage: Eukaryota; Metazoa; Chordata; Mammalia; Primates; Hominidae. Gene Ontology annotation, cellular component: membrane. Gene Ontology annotation, molecular function: olfactory receptor activity; G protein-coupled receptor activity. The transcript has a single exon. The record is from RefSeq and is a predicted model, not a curated record. The coding region runs from base 1 to 951 and encodes 316 amino acids.